AUGGCGGUAACCGAGGAAGAAGUUAAACUUCUAGAAGAUUCCGUUAGCGACUCCGUCGACCACACUGGACUUCCCGCCGGGAAAUCUUCCACCGGCGGAUGGAGAUCCGCCUGGUACAUCAUAGGCGUGGAGGUAGGAGAGAGAUUCGCUUACUUUGGGAUUGGCUCAAACUUAAUCACUUACCUCACCGGACCUCUCGGACAAUCGACGGCGACCGCCGCCGUAAACGUGAACACUUGGUCCGGAACCGCCUCAAUGCUUCCUGUUCUAGGAGCUUUCAUCGCCGACGCUUAUCUCGGUCGUUACCUCACCAUCGUUAUCGCUUCCCUCAUCUACAUACUCGGACUAGGACUAUUGACCUUAUCUGCGUUCUUAAUCCUAGUGGGAUUAUCUGAGCAACGUAACGACGCUUCCGCUAAACCGUCUUAUUGGGUGAACAUAUUAUUCUUCUGUUCACUCUAUCUGGUCGCCAUCGGACAAGGUGGACACAAGCCUUGUGUUCAAGCGUUUGGUGCCGACCAGUUCGAUGCGGCAGAUUCCAAAGAGAGAAUAUCGAGAGGAUCGUUUUUCAACUGGUGGUUCUUGAGUUUAUCUGCCGGAAUAACUUUAUCCAUUGUUGUGGUGGUCUACGUGCAAGACAAUGUUAAUUGGGCGCUUGGGUUUGGGAUCCCUUGUUUGUUCAUGGUUUUGGCUCUUGCUCUCUUCUUGCUCGGUAGAAAAACUUACCGAUACCCAAAAGGUGGAGAUAGCAGAGAGAAGAAUGCUUUUGCAAGAAUCGGUAGGGUUUUUGUCGCGGCUUUCAAGAAUCGGAAUAUGAAUUAUGAACAUUCAAGUUUGAGCCAAGGUAUGUUGGAAGAUGGUUCGUCCGAGAGAUUUAAAAAACGGUUCUCGUUCCUAGCAAAUGCGUUGCUAUCAGGAGAAGGAGGUGAAGAGCGAUGUAACAGGAGGGACGUGGAAGACGCAAUGGCUUUGGUAAGGCUAAUUCCGAUAUGGAUCACAUCGGUUGUGUGCACGAUUCCGUACGCUCAGUACGCAACGUUCUUCACAAAGCAAGGCGUUACGGUGGACAGAAAGUUCUUGCCCGGUCUAGAAAUCCCUCCGGCUUCUUUCCAAGCACUUAUCGGGAUAGCGAUUUUCAUCUCAGUUCCGGGUUACGAACACGUCUUCCUUCCGUUAGCUAGACGGAUCACCAAAAAGCCGUCCGGGAUCACGAUGCUUCAGAGAAUAGGAACCGGAAUGGUCCUCUCCAGCUUCAAUAUGGUGGUUGCAGCGUUGGUGGAAACGAAACGGCUCCAGACGGCUAAAGAAUACGGGCUUGUGGAUAGACCGGACGCAACCGUGCCAAUGUCGAUAUGGUGGUUCGUUCCUCAGUAUUUGCUACUAGGGAUGAUAGAUGUGUUCUCGCUCGUUGGAACACAAGAAUUCUUCUACGACCAAGUCCCAACCGAGCUUAGGAGUAUCGGUCUCGCGCUCUCUUUGAGUGCCAUGGGUCUUGCGAGCUUCUUGAGCGGUUUUCUCAUCACUCUGAUUAACUGGCUCACCGGAAAAGACGGCGGCGAUAGCUGGUUCAACACUAACCUGAACCGAGCUCAUGUUGAUUACUUUUACUGGUUGCUCGCCGCUUUCACCGCCGUUGGAUUCUUUGCGUUUUUGUUCUUCUCCAGGCGGUAUGUGUAUCGCCGUGUAGAUCAAGUCUAA
Microthlaspi erraticum is the source of this 1698-nucleotide messenger RNA. Lineage: Eukaryota; Viridiplantae; Streptophyta; Magnoliopsida; Brassicales; Brassicaceae. The record is from the annotation of a GenBank genome assembly.